AUGGACCAGAACCAGAAGAACCGGUCAGAGCGCUGGAGUCCGGAUAUGAAGAAAACCGCUUGCACUUGGCUGCUGCUGCCGAAUCCUACAGGGGAGCGACCCAGGCGGCGGAAUUCCAGAGUUGACCUCUCUUUGGGGUUGGACUUGGAAGACGCCCUGGGACCUAUGGCUGCAGGGCGGCCGCCACCCUGGCUGCGCUCAGCGAGGGUAAACCCGCGACACCUGACCCGCGUGGUGGUCUGGAACCGCAGCCCGCGCGUGGUGCAGCCUGUGUGGCUCGAUUUCCACGGUGAACCACAGCCCUUCCAGACGCUGCUGCCCGGCACCAGCCUCCGCGUCAACAGCUACCGAGGUCAUCCUUGGCUCUUCAGGGAUGCAAGGACAAACGACAGACUCCUGGUUAACCAAACUGAGUUAUUUGUGCCAUCGCUCAACGUUGACCAGCAGUUUGCUCUAGCCAACAUCACCCUGCCGGUAUAUACACUGAAAGAGCGGUGCCUUCAGGUUGUGCGAAGCCUGGUCAGCCCCGAGAACUACAGGAGACUGGACAUUGUCUCAUCACUCUAUGACGAUUUGGAAGAUUACCCCAACGUGAGGAAAGACCUGGAACGGCUUAGCCAAGAACACAUUGAAAAUCAGUGGUUAUUAGAAAAGGCAGCCGAAGAAAAUCACUGA
Molecule: messenger RNA, 675 nt
Organism: Rattus rattus (black rat)
Lineage: Eukaryota; Metazoa; Chordata; Mammalia; Rodentia; Muridae
Product: von Hippel-Lindau disease tumor suppressor-like
Exons: 1
Coding region: 1-675 (224 amino acids)
Source: RefSeq, a predicted model, not a curated record